UGCCAUUGCGGUUUUUUGUAUUGUCGAUGUACCGUCAUUGAAUUCAAUAAAAUUGUUUAUUUAUACUUUCCUAUUUUAUCAAUUUGUGCAAAAUGAUGAAUUGUUCUGCUUGUAUGAAGUUGAUUAAAUCGUCAGAGGGAAUAACAUGUACGCGUAAAAGUUGCGUAAAACAAUAUCACCUUCUAUGCGUGAAUAUAACACCUGACAAAUUGAGAAGCCAUAAAUCCUGGACGUGUUGUAAAGAGCCGCGUCAAGGUGACAAUUCAAAUACCCCAUUAAGGCGAGUGGACGACUCGGAGACACCAACAGAUAGUGACUUCGAAAAUGUUACCAAGAGGAAGCCAGGCAAAUCUUCAAAUAAUCACCCACUCGUUUUUAACAACCAAGACUCGUUACGUUCUGAGCUCCGCCUGAUCUUGAAGGAAGAACUAAAACAAAUUCUUUCAGCCGAAUUGCAACCGUUGAAGGAAAAACUUACCGAUUUGGAUACAUCUUUGACUUUCAUAAGCAGUCAAUACGAUGAAAUGACCAAACUACUUAUGGCGAAUAAAAAUGAAUUGAAAUGUUUAUCGGAGGAGAAUAAAAGCCUCCGGGAAGACCUUAAAACAUGUGCAUCGCGUAUUAAACAGCUAGAAACAGAGAAUAUGCGCCAGCAACAAUGGUCACGUCUCAACAAUAUCGAAAUCACUGGUGUUCCAGAAUGCAAAACCACUACCGAUCUGGAAGUUGUGAUGAAGGUAGCGGAACGAAUCGGAGCACCAGUUAAGGCUGCUGAUGUUGAGUUUGCACAUCGUAUUCAGCCAUAUCGCACAGGUUCUGCACAACAUUCUCGCGCCAUAGUUGCACGAUUUAAACAGCGUUCCACUAAAGACGCAGUGAUAGCCGCAGCCCGAAAGAUUCGUUACAUUACAGCAGAGGCCAUCGGCAUUGGAAGUAUAAAUGAUAAGAUAUAUGUAAACGAACAUCUGACUAGAACAAACAAAGCACUAUUACGGGAGUGUAAGCAGAAAUCAAGGGAGAUGAAUUACAAAUUCGUUUGGACAAAAAACUGCAGAAUCUACAUCAGAAAAAACGAGAGCUCCCCACCUAUACCUAUCACUAUACAAGCGGAUUUAAUAAAAAUAACUUAAUUAUAGUUCUGUACAAACAAUUAUUCGAGAUCUGUUUUACAACGAAAUAUUUCAUUUUUUCUAUGUUCUAUAUAACUUUUCGUAUAAUUGUCGAGUCUCGCAACCGAUUUGAGUGGUCUUUUUGUUAUUAUAUUCUGACAAAUUAUACAUAUGUUCAUAUUGUGCAGGGAUUUCAAAACUCAAUUAUUUUUAUAUAUUACAUAUACUGUUCUAACAUUAUUCACACUCAACUUAUUAAACUAAUAAACAUGAUUAAUAUACCGAGAACUGGUCUGAAUAUGCAUAUAUACAUAACUAAAUAUUAUAUCGGAACAUUUACUGCUGAAUUAUGUUAUUGUAGGCUUAUUUUAUAUGUACAACGCCAUCUGAACACACAUAUAUACAUAAUUAAAAGUUCCGUAGAAACGUUUAUGCAUAUUAUGACACGCCAGAAUUUUAUAUCGCAUAACCCUACCCCCGGAUGUCUAGCAUUGAUUUUAACUUCAUAUAGAUUACUACUAUCUUGGAUAAAAACGCUGUGUAUUGCACCCUUGUAUAUUGUACUUCACACAGUAAACUACUAUUGUAUGUUAUUAAUUUAUAUAGUGAUUAACAGGAUAUACCGUAAUUAUGGCAAUAUUUCUUUUUUUAUUAAAAAUGGCGCAAAAACAUAAUAUUAAGCUUCAGUUGUUGUACCAAAAUGUUAGGGGACUCAGAACCAAAACAAAUACGUUUUAUAAAAAUACUUUUUGCUUAGAUCACGCUAUUAUACUAGUGACAGAGACCUGGCUUUGUGAGGCGAUCUUAAAUAGCGAACUUUGUGACAGUAAAUAUGAUAUUUUUCGUCGGGACCGUGGAUCGCUCGGUGGUGGUGUAAUGAUCAUCUGUGCAUCGCAUUUAAACGCACGCGCAAGACCUGAAUGGGCGAUUGCCGGUAUAGAAUGUAUUUGGACAACGAUACCUUCUCAUUCUCUCAAAAUUGCUCGUAACCUACACAUUUUAGUUGUUUACCUACCACCCGAUAAGAAUAUACCGACACAUCUAGGACAAUUGUCAGCAAUGCUCGAUAGAGUAAUUGACGACAAUCCUAAUGACCUAUUUUUAUUGGCGGGAGAUUUUAAUCUGCCUUGUGUUAGAUGGGAUGUUCACGGACCCACUUUUAUUAAAAAUGGCUCUGUAGAUUUGCAGACCUCUGCGAUUGAUUUCAUGCAGCAUCUAAUGUUUCGAGGAUUUAAGCAAUAUAAUACUCUAACUAAUUCAUGCAACAACACGCUCGAUUUGGCAUUCUCUAAUUUUUCUAUAGAUGUUGUUAAAGCCUACCACCCAUUGGUGCCUGAGGAUAUUUUUCACCCAGCCUUAAGUAUUAAUGCGAGCAAUAUUAAGAUACCAUACUUCAAACCUCGUCAACAGAAAAGGUAUCAGUUUUUUUAAAUCAGAUUUUGAGUCGUUGAACAAGUAUUUUUCUACACAGAAUUGGACUUGUUUAUAUGAUUCUUUUGACAUAGAGGAUAUUACUGCGAAAUUUUAUACCAUUCUUAAU
Messenger RNA from Galleria mellonella (greater wax moth), 2649 nucleotides. RefSeq lists its product as uncharacterized. NCBI's taxonomy places the organism in Eukaryota, Metazoa, Arthropoda, Insecta, Lepidoptera, Pyralidae. Bases 93 to 1130 code for a protein of 345 amino acids. The transcript has a single exon. The record is from RefSeq and is a predicted model, not a curated record.